Arachis stenosperma is the source of this 495-nucleotide messenger RNA. RefSeq lists its product as uncharacterized. Lineage: Eukaryota; Viridiplantae; Streptophyta; Magnoliopsida; Fabales; Fabaceae. Bases 1 to 495 code for a protein of 164 amino acids. The record is from RefSeq and is a predicted model, not a curated record. The transcript is spliced from 2 exons.
AUGGCACAAAUAACUGAAGUUACGUGGUCUGUGAGUGAGAAAUACAUAAUAGCAUGUGACUCAAUGACAAUGUUUAUAGAGUUUCAAUACUUUGACUUUUUCACAAGAAACAUGGUACCUUUGCAGCAAUAUUGGCCUAUCAGCACCACCAACAUAUGUGAACACAUCAAGUUCGCCGUCGACUGGGACAAUUCUCACCAAGACAAGGCACAGCAGAUUGAAAAAGGAGGAACAUAUUACAUCAUUCACAAUCUCAAAAUGAAGUAUGUGUAUGAUUACAUGUUAUAUCUACUAAAACAAUAUGCUAAGCUCCAAAGAUUCAAACCCAAAAUACCUGAAGGAGUGAAAGAGAUGUGCUCUGAGAGAAUGACAUGUCGCUUGCGCAACGGUCCAAGGAAGAGAUACAUGUAUGAAUCCUUUGUUAGGUCACCAAGUUCCACACUUCCAUAUUUUCUGUCUGUAUUCAGAGUUUGGAAUGGUUUUUCAAGACUCUAA